Molecule: messenger RNA, 1789 nt
Organism: Chelonia mydas (Green sea turtle)
Lineage: Eukaryota; Metazoa; Chordata; Testudines; Cheloniidae
Gene: SIAH3
Product: siah E3 ubiquitin protein ligase family member 3
Exons: 2
Coding region: 99-827 (242 amino acids)
Biological process (GO): multicellular organism development; proteasome-mediated ubiquitin-dependent protein catabolic process
Cellular component (GO): cytoplasm
Molecular function (GO): ubiquitin conjugating enzyme binding; ubiquitin protein ligase activity
Source: RefSeq, a predicted model, not a curated record
GGAGUGUAGUUCUCACAGGCUGUACUCCUUCCCCAGUCUCAAGGACUGACAGUCUCCUUCAUUGCUUUCCUCACCAAACAACAACAACAAAAGUUGUGAUGCUUUUCUUCACCCAGUGCUUUGGGGCUGUAUUAGAUCUUAUUCACCUUAGGUUUCAACAUUACAAGGCUAAGAGGGUUUUUUCAGCGGCUGGGCAACUUGUCUGUGUUGUAAACCCAACACACAGCCUAAAGUAUGUAUCAAACAGGCAUGCAGUCGGUCAGACCUCCACGGAGCAAGGCAGCCUUCAUUCCCACCAUCCCCUCGAGACAGUGCACGACCCGCAACUGAUUCCUUGCAUGUGCCCUCUGUUUUCUUGUCAAUGGGAAGGCCAUGUAGAAGUGGUGGUUUCACAUCUGAGACAGACGCACCGGAUCAACAUCCUUCAUGGGGCAGAGAUUGUUUUCCUGGCCACAGACAUGCACCUCCCUGCACCAACAGAUUGGAUAAUAAUGCAUUCUUGCCUGGGUCACCAUUUUUUGCUUGUGCUCAGGAAGCAGGAGAAAUAUGAAGGCCACCCCCAGUUCUUUGCCACCAUGAUGCUGAUUGGCACCCCCACACAAGCCGAGAACUUCACCUACAGGCUUGAGCUCAACAGGAAUCAGAGGCGCCUGAAGUGGGAAGCUACCCCGAGAUCGGUACUGGAGUGCGUGGACUCUGUCAUAUCAGACGGCGAUUGCCUUGUCCUUAACACCUCACUGGCCCAGCUCUUCUCUGAUAAUGGAAGCCUGGCUAUAGGAAUUGCAAUAACUGCGAGCAAAGUUCAUGCUGCUGAAGCAGAAAUGUAAAGAAGACACUGUGCUUCAGCAGCUUGAGAAAGCCAGAACUCAUGGACUUUUUGGGGGGUCUCAGGUCUUUUGUGGUCUUUCGUACUUGUCCACAGUGGGCAUUAUGUAAACAUCCAGUGAUUAAGGCCUUUGUGUAAUGUAUUUGCUGUUUUGUUAAUACAAUUUUACGACACAUUUCAACGGUGAUCAUCAAGUUGUUGUCUCCAUGAAAAUAGCCACUGAAUCUCUUGAGCAGAGACUGCCGGCAUGGAAAGAACCAGCAGGGUGACUUGUAGAAUCCUUGGUUUGGAUACACUAUACAGAUACUUUUCCUUCAGUGUCUGCCUAAAAACCAAGUACGAAUGAAGCUCUCUGUUCCUGGUAGUAAGGUGAAAUAUUUGCUAUGGGACAGAGGCUCCUGCUUGGCCCAUUUGUGGGUGUCACUCAUUAGCAACUCCAUAGGAACUGGGGGGACUGCAAUUAGUUUGCUUAAAAUGGAGCAAGUUGCAGCUGUCCAAAGCUUUAAGGCACUAUGCAAGAAGAUGGCAAUACUCCAUCAGACCUCAGCAGACGGUCUGCAUAGAACAUUGUAUCAUAUGACCCACCACCUCUAGGAGCCACUAUCACUAUUUAAAGGCAAGGGGAAAUCACAGACCCAAUAUCAAAUGGCAGAUCAUAUUUAUCCCAGAGUUACUGUUUAUUAACAACAAUAACAACCAUUAUCAUUUAACAUGGAUAAUGAGGUGGAGACUAAAGCCCACAAACAAGUUGGGCCACAUUGUGCUAAGCACUAUACAAACAUAUAAUAAAUGGUACUCCUUUCCCCCAAAAGCCCAUAGUCUAAGGCAUGUCGACACUGCAGUUGGGAGCUUGCCCCCCAGCCUGGAUAAACAGACACACGCUAUGAUCGCUCAAGCUAGCACACUAAAAAUAGUAGUGUGGACAUUGUGGCAAAGGUGGUGAUGUGUGUUAGCCACCUCAGU